Molecule: messenger RNA, 2969 nt
Organism: Danaus plexippus (monarch butterfly)
Lineage: Eukaryota; Metazoa; Arthropoda; Insecta; Lepidoptera; Nymphalidae
Gene: Sap47
Product: synapse-associated protein of 47 kDa
Exons: 10
Coding region: 252-1352 (366 amino acids)
Cellular component (GO): cytoplasm; synapse
Source: RefSeq, a predicted model, not a curated record
AUACACAUCUAAAUGUCAUGAAAUAUAACUACAAGACGUAAAUCGCAAAAUAGUAGCGCAGGCUGCGCAAGUUUUCAUGCGCAAUGAAAACUUCCUCCAACCCUCAGGUCGAUUGCGGUGUUCCAUUUAGUUUUUCAGCUGAUCACGCUUUCUACGGGCGCCUCACAGACUCUUGUGUCAUGUGCGAUACUGUUGUAGCGUAGUAAGAAUCGAGUGCUUGUGUACCGCGUAGCUAGCUAGUGGCUUUCAAAAUGUUUUCAGGACUACAGAAUCAGGUCAGCUCGUGGAUGGGAGCGGCGAAGGGCGAGCCUCAGGACGAAGAAGUUCCAACCCCGACCAAAGAUGCCAUGGGGGAGGCUACGGCGGAGGGCGACAAACAAAGUCCAACCAAGGGAGGCAGCAAAUUGGACCUCAUCACUAACGUUAAGUCCCAGAUGACUGGAUGGCUGGGAGCUGGGAUUCCAAUUCCUGGGCUGAGAAAAAAUGAAGCGGCUUCAGCAGAACCAGAACCGGCUCCCAUUGAACCUGAACCAACAGAGGCUAAGACGGAGCCUCGUGACGAUGACGAUAACUCUAGGUAUAAUAGCGCCACAGGGGGCGCCGACAGCCGUCCGGCCUCCGGGGGCGGAACCCCCACUGACGAACAGCCAGCUGGAGUCGGCAACGGUUCACAGAAUAGAAAGUUGUUCAAUGUAGACGCCAUCGAAAUGCCGGACAUUGACCAGCUGACUACGAAGGCUGUAGCUGGCGCGAAAUCUCUCGGCAGCUUCCUGUAUUCCGCCGUCAAUAAGGCUGGGGCAAAGGUCAGCGAGGCCAGCGCCAAGAUUAAGAAGACCGUCGAAGAAAACAGCAUCUUGGGUGAAUUCAAUCGCGAACAGGAUGCCUUCAUCAAGGGUCAAGAGAAGGGUGGAGCUGCGGCAGUCGCGCCUUGGGUCGGAGCCCCUAACGAGGCAGCGCUCAAAGAGGAAUGCCUGUCUCUAUCUACUGAUCGACGGAACUUCGUCCGCGCUCCGCCCGCGGGAGUCGAUUUCGACUUUGAUUACGACAAGAUGUACCCAGUCGCCGUCGCCAUCAUGGGCGAGGACCCCAACCUGGAGAAGAUGCGCUUCGAGCUCGUCCCUAAAGUCAUCACUGAAGAGAACUUCUGGAGGAACUACUUCUACCGCGUGUCACUGAUCUGCCAGGCCAACGAGGCCGACGCCGGGCGUCAAUCCAGCGCCGACGACUCCCAAGAUGAUAAGUCAGCCAGCGAGAAUCUUAUAAGUAGAGAGAAAGCCUCGCAAGGUUCUAUUGAGGAUGCAAAGGAAAGAAUAAAGUCGUUGAGAGUCGAUAAAGAGAACGAAGACGCUUAGACCAGCCGACCGGAUACCGAGGGGAGAACGCAUUCGAUCACAUGUAACAAAUCGGUCGCUUCUGUACUAAACGCUGAUAUACAAUAACGUACGCCAUCAAAUCAUCCAAACACAUAGUGCUCCAUCCGUCGCUGGUCCACGUUUUGUUUGCCAUCGAUGGUCUCAGAAGACGGCCGUUCCAUCGUUGCGGUCUAGCGGAAUGCGAUGUUUCAGAUCCCUCUUGACGAACACAAGACAUCGAUAUGAUAAUGCCGGGACAGUAUUAUCACAGUCGACGUAAUAUAAGCCUAUCACCAAGUUAAGCUAGACACUGGAUGUAUGUUUGUAUUGAUCGUUGUCGAUCGGUAGUGUCACUCGUCUAAUAAAUUUAACUCUACUUUCAAGCGACGCUAUCAAUAUAUAGAGAAUUCGAACUCUUACAUUAUAAAACUUGAAUUAUAUAUUAGUCUCUAUAUAGAUGAUGUUUCGAUGUUUCGUCUGUAUCGAGUCGACGCUCACUGUUGAUAUCCUCACACAUUCCUAUAUUGUUUGAUGUUUAUAUAUUUUACGCGUGUUCCGACAGCGAUGUCCGUUUCUACCGUCACUCGACUGUCGCGACCUCAUCUUAUUGUUGUAUAAUUGUAAGCGCUGUUAUGUAAACGGUCACUAAAUGUCUCUAUCCUGUAUCUGCGUGUAUAUAUCUUAUAUAGAGCUAUACAUUCGACGUGUUCUGUCUCGAUCCAUUGACUCGUUGUUACCGAUGUAGGACAUGUACGAUGACAGCAUCAUAGGACCCUGUUGAAAAUAAUAAUAAUAAUUAGAAAUCUUCUUAUUAUAAGUAGCAUUUAUUUUUUUAAUAUCUUCUGAAUGUCAUAUAUAUGCAUAAGUUGUUAAGAACAUUUAUGAUAGCGUCACGUAACUCUGUUCCGUAGUGAUAAAUUGUACUUGACAUUUUAACAUUGCUACUAUAGUUGAGACCGUGCGUUCACCGCUCGAGAGUCCCUUUUCGCUCACACUGCGAUGUUUCUGAUGUUCUGUGGUAGCAAUGUUGAAACUAUUAACUGUGUUGUCAGAAUCCUAACCCGUUUAAUGUCACGAGAGUUUUAUAAUAGAAUGAAAUGCUCAAUUAACAAGAUGACAAUACUAGAGAUCGCCACACAGUCGCUCAGUCAAUUAAACUAACUGCCACCGGCUCUGUCACAUUCUGACAACACAUUUUCGACUCGUUUACAACACGUUAUUUGUAAAGUUCAUUAUCUGUCUGUGACGUAGUGUUUGUUGGUGAUAACUCGGGCCUAGGUACCUCUCGCUUCACAUAGCAAUAAUUUCCUCGAUGUUUUUAUAUAAUUUAAUAUAUAUAUGUUUAUUGUUUACCAGACGAUGAUUAUAUGAAGAAUGGAUCGUUUUGUUUGUUUGUAUCUAUUUUAUUAUUUCGCUUCUCGACUAACGAUACCCUGUUGAGUUGUUUCGUGAUGUGUAAAUGACUAGUUUAGGACGAACCGCACAUUGACGGCGUAGUAACACUUUCUAUUGUCAAUACAUUAAAAAUGUUUAGUGAAAUUAUAACAUUAUAGUUAUUAAUGGCAUUUAUAGUUAGUUAUUAUGAAUUGAAAUAAUUAUAUUAUUCUAAAAUAAAAA